AUGUAAUCGUUUCCGAAAAAAAAACACGAAUUCAGGAAAUCAAUUGGCCAGAUACGAAAUAUCAGGUGUUUGUAAAGAAAGGAACUCUUAAUCAUGCCCAAGUCCGAUAAGAAAAACAAAGAGCAUUGUGAUCAUUUCUUCAAACGAUAACAAUUCGCGAAUUCUUCAUGGUUUUGGCUCCAGUUGGGUCUUCAACGUCGGUGGUUUUAACAUCAAUGAUUCCCGUGAGUUCGAAAUUGGGCAAAUGCUGGUGGAAGAGGAAGAUUGCCCGGAUUGUGUUGAGGCUGCGGCCUGGAGAUGAGACAGAAGAAAAAACACAGUAUGGGACAAAACCACCAAUCACAGUCAAACCUCAACCACCAAAAGAUCCCUUCAACUUGAUCUACAUAACUUUCUUCCUAAUAGGAGUGCUUCUUCUCCUACCAUUCAAUUUCUUCACUACCGCAAGCCACUACUGGAUGUACAAAUUCAGAAACACGACACUAACAGAGAUCAGCGUGGAAGAUAGGACGUGGUGGCAGAUCGAGUUUGCAUCCGUCUUGACCAUUAUCUCCCAAACGACCAGCAUGUGCUUCAACCUGCUGGUAACAUUGAUCAGGUACAAAAUCAACACCAGGACAACCAUUCUCUGUGCGAUAUCGGUGAUUCUUCUUCUUUUCGUGGCUGUACUUAGCUUUAUUUUUGUCAAUACGGACACAUGGCAGAAUCAGUUUUUCUUGGUGACAAUGGCAACAGUGGCUUCUAUAAAUGCGAUGAAAUCCUUCAUCAACAUAAGCAUCUACGAAGUCAUAUCAUUCUUCCCACCUGGCUACUUAAUCCCAUAUUUGAUAGGCCAGGGAACAGCAGGAAUAUUCUCUGCAGUAUUCCAGAUUCUAUCUCUUGCCAUAGGAGCAGAUUCCAAACUGACUGCCAUAAUAUACUUCAGCUCCGGUAUCGUCUUCGUCAGCUUCACCCUGAUAAUGUUCACAGUGUCUCUGCAGACGAAUUUCUACAGACACUACGUCAAAAAUGGACUCAUAACAAAGAGGACGAAAGUUUUGACUUACUCAGAAGUUUUCCAGAUAUUUAGGAAAAUGUGGACCAGUGUGGCAAUAAUGGGUUUGGUGAUAUUCACGGUGUUGCCGGUGUACCCUGCAGUGGCUUCUCUGGUGGUUUCGGACAGUCUUGGUGAUGGCAAGUGGAAUGACCUAUUUUUUGUACCUGUCACGACUUACUUCAUGUACUGCCUCUCUGACGUUUGCGGUAGGAUAACAGCCUCCAAAGUGAAGAAGAAACUUAAUGGACCUUACCUGGUUAUAAUAUCUCUUUUUCGGUUUCUACUCUUCGUUCCAGCCGUUAUGAUGUGUAAUGCUCGUCCUAGAAGAAAUCUGCCAGUGUUAUUUCCCCACGACUGGCAGUACAUGAUCAUCAUAAUAACCUUCGGAGCUUCCUCAGGUUAUCUAGCGAAUGUGGCCUAUAUAAACGUAGAAAAUUUGGUGCCCUCAGAUGUGAAGACUGAUGCAUUUUCCCUCCUCUCUACCUCAAACGGAGUUAUACUUUUCCUAGCAUCUUUUAUGGGUCAAUGUCAACGUUUUAUACCAUUCAAAAUGACUAGCACAUUCGGAGAAGAUGUGGAAGAUCAGUAUCAUUUGACAUUUAUCUUGAUGUAUUGCUUGGGAACGUUGGCUCAAGUUUCUGGUUCAAUUUUCCCAAAUGCUCAAAUGUACUGGAAAUACAAGCUGAGAGAUACCAAUAAAGCAUGGAAUCCUUCUUCAAACUCCACCACAGACCUUCAAGAUGAAUUCACUGCAGAUUUUGCUCUUGUGGGGAAUAUUACAACAAUUGUUGCUUUGGUACUUUCUGUUAUUUAUACCAGAACUUGGAAUUUGACACACAGAAUGAUUGGCUGCCUUACUGCCUAUAUAUGCAUGUUUGUCACCGUUAUAAUUUUUGUUGGAAUUGAUACAGAUUCUUGGCAGAAAGAGUUCCUUUAUAUGACGCUGCUGAUAAUUUUUAUGAUAUCCUGUAUCAACGCAUGUUUUCUUGUCACGCUGUUCCAGAUGUGUGCGAAAUUCUCACCAGUAUACAUAUCUGCCCUGUUGUCAGGCCAAGCACUUUGUGGUAUAUUUUCAUCAUCACUUCAAAUAGUAACUCUGAGCAUAGACGCAAAACCAGAGAUCAACGGUUUUCUUUAUUUUUCUGCAACAGUAGCGUUCAUUGUUUUGGUGGCCGUUUCUUUCGUGUCUUGCCUGAAGUAUUCUCCGUUCUUCAUUUAUCAUUUGAAACAGACGAGUAACAUAACAGCCACUAAAGUGGAGAUACCCAAAGGAUUGGUAGCUUCGAUUUUUGAAAGACAAAAAUUCGUGUUUGCGUCUAUGCUACUUAUUAUUGGAAUAAGCAGUAUGGUACAUCCUGGUAUAACUGCUACUAUAGUGUCAACAGAACCUGGGAGCAAAUGGAGUGAUACUUUUUUUGUACCAGUUAUUACAUUCUUUGUUUACAACUGCGUGGAUUUAUUUGGACGUGAGACUGCUCUCAGGAUUGGGAAACCAACAAAUGAAGUGGUAGUUCUUAUACUGUCUCUUCUUCGAAUUACACUUAUUCCUGUACUUCUUUUCUGUAACUUGUCUGCAAAACAUCACUCAACUGUAUUAUUCAAGAAUGACAUAGUUUACAUCUUGGUCAUCAUCCUCAUUGCUAUUAGCAACGGAUAUCUAACGAAUAUAUGCGUCAUCAUGUUACCAAAGUAA
This is a messenger RNA of Harmonia axyridis, 2729 nucleotides long. RefSeq lists its product as uncharacterized. Gene Ontology annotation, molecular function: nucleoside transmembrane transporter activity. The transcript is spliced from 14 exons. Gene Ontology annotation, biological process: nucleoside transmembrane transport. The record is from RefSeq and is a predicted model, not a curated record. NCBI's taxonomy places the organism in Eukaryota, Metazoa, Arthropoda, Insecta, Coleoptera, Coccinellidae. Bases 168 to 2729 code for a protein of 853 amino acids. Gene Ontology annotation, cellular component: plasma membrane.